GUUUGGUCCCUGUCCGCGGGCAGAGUCGGGCAGUGUCUACAUACAGUGCAGACAGAGGAUCGAGUGUGGUCCAUUGCUAUCAGCCCAUUACUAAGAUCAUUUGUGACGGGGACAGCCUGCUGUGGACACACCUCACCUCUGAGAAUCUGGGACCUUGAGAGUGGUCAGCUCUUGACCUGUUUAGGGACUGACUUCCACCAUGGAGCUGGAGUCCUUGAUAUCUUCUACGAAACGCCCUCCCUUCUCCUUUCCUGUGGGUAUGACACCUACAUCCGCUACUGGGACAUACGCACCACUUGCAGGAAGUGCGUCCAGGAGUGGGAAGAGCCCCAUGACAGCGCCCUGUACUGCAUCAGGAGUGAUAAGAACCACAUGAUUGCCAGUGGCUCUUCCUACUACGGCGUGGUGCGCCUCUGGGAUAAGCGGCAGACUCGGUGCCUGCAGAGCUUUCACCUGUCUUCGCCCACCAGCAGCCCGGUGUACUGCCUCCGGUUCAACACCACCCAUCUGUAUGCCGCCCUGGCGUCAGGCCUGCACGUCCUAGACUUCACAGCCCCGUGA
This is a messenger RNA of Eurypyga helias (sunbittern), 561 nucleotides long. It is a transcript of the gene FBXW4, whose product is annotated as F-box and WD repeat domain containing 4. NCBI's taxonomy places the organism in Eukaryota, Metazoa, Chordata, Aves, Eurypygiformes, Eurypygidae. The transcript is spliced from 5 exons. Gene Ontology annotation, biological process: SCF-dependent proteasomal ubiquitin-dependent protein catabolic process. The annotation marks the transcript as partial. Gene Ontology annotation, cellular component: SCF ubiquitin ligase complex. Gene Ontology annotation, molecular function: protein binding. The record is from RefSeq and is a predicted model, not a curated record.